Molecule: messenger RNA, 1202 nt
Organism: Panicum hallii
Lineage: Eukaryota; Viridiplantae; Streptophyta; Magnoliopsida; Poales; Poaceae
Product: aquaporin PIP1-2
Exons: 4
Coding region: 95-964 (289 amino acids)
Biological process (GO): transmembrane transport; response to water deprivation
Cellular component (GO): vacuole; plasma membrane; plasmodesma
Molecular function (GO): water channel activity
Source: RefSeq, a predicted model, not a curated record
CCCCCCAAGCCACACCACCGCACAGACACACACCGCUGCUUCAAGAAACCACCGAGGCCAAGCGCGCAAGGGAAGAGAGAAGCAAGGAGGAAAGAUGGAGGGCAAGGAGGAGGACGUUCGCCUGGGCGCCAACAAGUUCUCGGAGCGGCAGCCCAUCGGGACGGCGGCGCAGGGCGCCGGGGAUGACAAGGACUACAAGGAGCCCCCGCCGGCGCCGCUGUUCGAGCCCGGGGAGCUCAAGUCCUGGUCUUUCUACCGCGCGGGCAUCGCCGAGUUCGUCGCCACCUUCCUCUUCCUCUACAUCACCAUACUCACCGUCAUGGGCGUCUCCAAGUCCACCUCCAAGUGCGCCACCGUCGGCAUCCAGGGCAUCGCCUGGUCCUUCGGAGGAAUGAUCUUCGCGCUCGUCUACUGCACCGCCGGCAUCUCCGGAGGGCACAUCAACCCGGCAGUGACAUUCGGGCUGUUCUUGGCCAGGAAGCUGUCCCUGACUAGGGCCAUCUUCUACAUAGUCAUGCAAUGCCUCGGUGCUAUCUGUGGAGCUGGAGUGGUGAAGGGCUUCCAGCAGGGACUUUACAUGGGCAACGGUGGUGGUGCCAACGUUGUCGCCCCCGGCUACACCAAGGGAUCAGGCCUUGGUGCUGAGAUCAUUGGCACCUUCGUCCUGGUCUACACCGUCUUCUCGGCCACUGAUGCCAAGAGGAACGCCAGGGACUCCCAUGUUCCUAUCCUUGCUCCACUGCCAAUUGGGUUUGCUGUGUUCCUGGUCCACCUUGCCACCAUCCCCAUUACUGGCACUGGCAUCAACCCAGCUAGGAGCCUUGGCGCUGCCAUCAUCUACAACAGGGAGCACGCCUGGAGCCACCAUUGGAUCUUCUGGGUCGGCCCCUUCAUCGGCGCUGCCCUGGCUGCCAUCUACCACCAGGUGAUCAUCAGGGCCAUCCCGUUCAAGAGCAGGUCUUAAGCUGCCGCGGCGGCCCUGCCGAGACAUGCCAGUCCGACGAAGAACCGAGCGUCUUCAUCUCCCAUGUCUUGUGUGCCCACGCCUAGCAUCUCCGUCGAUUCCUCUCGUCUGUCUUCAGGACUGCUGCGCUGUUCUGUUUAUCUGAACCCAGAACCUGUGUAUUCCUGUACCAGCUGUGUAUGCUUUUUCUAUCGUGGAGAUUUAAGUUAUGAGCAUUUGUUGCGAGAGUUUGCGUCCA